Telopea speciosissima is the source of this 477-nucleotide messenger RNA. RefSeq lists its product as uncharacterized. NCBI's taxonomy places the organism in Eukaryota, Viridiplantae, Streptophyta, Magnoliopsida, Proteales, Proteaceae. The record is from RefSeq and is a predicted model, not a curated record. Bases 1 to 477 code for a protein of 158 amino acids. Gene Ontology annotation, molecular function: nucleic acid binding; RNA-DNA hybrid ribonuclease activity. The transcript has a single exon.
AUGGCCGCACUCCAUUGCGAUGGAUCUUUGACUGCAGAUAGGGCUGCUUAUGGGGGACUUAUGCAUAAUAACAUGGGAGUCCCCAUUCUGGCCUAUGUAGGCAAGGGGGUGGAAGCUUCGGUUCUUAGCAUGGAGUUAUUAGCUAUUCAUAGAGGGCUGUCCCUAUGCUUGGAGAAGGAUAUUCAUAGUGUUUCGAUCAGGUCUGAUUCGAAGUUGGCAGUGGAUAUUCUUAUGGGUUCGAUCACUUGCCCUUGGAGUGUGUAUGUUUUAAAAUGCCAGAUUGGUGCUCUCUUGCACCAUUUGUCUCACAAAGAAUUUAGGCAUGUUUGGAGGGAAUUGAACCAACCGGAAGAUUUUAUUGCUUCCAUUAAUAAUGGGGAUGGGGAAGCUAUUAUUCAUCCUCUGGAGUUUCCAGAAGACCUUAUGAGAUUGAUUCAUGAUGAUGCAAGCAAGAAGACCUAUUUUAGACCCCCCUAA